AUGAAGGCAACUCGUCUACUUGGAAUUAUAUUCAAUAAAGCAACUGAUAAUUUUCCUGUUUCGCCUACACUUACCGAUAUACUUAUAUCACUUACUGAGGCACUUCGUGCAAAUAGCAAAGAAACUAAAUUUAAAUUGUAUUUGGUACAAGCCAUCGGCGAAAUUAUGAUAUUUAUUGCUGGACGAACAUCCGAUAAUUCUCUUGUACCUGGUUUUACAUAUCAAUUAAUCAAUCGAUGUCUUAAAGAUGGUGAUGAUACCGCACUUAAUCAUGCUGCAUGUAAAAUAAUUGAAAAUCUUCUACUUGUUGCUGAUAAACAAGCAGAUAAAUUAGCUACAUCGGAUGUAGCUCUUGCACUUUGGAAUAUUGCUAGUACAGUUGGUAAUAAUGAACAUAUACGUGCUUCGGCUUUAGCUGUAAAUUAG
This is a messenger RNA of Rotaria sp. Silwood2, 426 nucleotides long. NCBI's taxonomy places the organism in Eukaryota, Metazoa, Rotifera, Eurotatoria, Philodinida, Philodinidae. The record is from the annotation of a GenBank genome assembly.